This is a messenger RNA of Mycena indigotica, 462 nucleotides long. Its product is annotated as 4-oxalocrotonate tautomerase. The transcript is spliced from 4 exons. The record is from RefSeq and is a predicted model, not a curated record. The coding region runs from base 1 to 462 and encodes 153 amino acids. NCBI's taxonomy places the organism in Eukaryota, Fungi, Basidiomycota, Agaricomycetes, Agaricales, Mycenaceae.
AUGCCCAUUCACCGCUGGAUCAUCCCCAAAGGCUACCUCUCGGCCGAAGAGAAGGGCGUCCUUUCCGAGAAGAUCACGGACAUCUACGAGGGUGUUGGCCUGCCACGAUUCUAUGUCGUCGUAUUCUUCGUUGAGCUGGAGGGCCACGACUUCUACUAUGGCGGCAAGCCAGCCAAGUCCUUUGUCAGAAUCGAUGUUGAACACAUCGCGCGUAACUUUGGAGACGCACCCGUCGCUGCCAAGAAGGAGUUCCUCGAUAAAUACGAGGCGGUUAUCGAGCCGUGGAUUAAGGGCCGCGGCGUCGACUGGGAGGUUCAGAUCAAAGAUAUUUGCGAUAGAGACCUCUGGCACGAGAACGGCCGCUCACCACCCGCGAUUGGCUCCGUCGAAGAGACCAUUUGGAAGAAAGAGAACCGGCCAGUGCCCGAUGAUGAGCUCGCAGCGAUUAAAGCGACUCUGUAG